CUUGAUCAUAUACUUCACAUUAAAAAGGCUUCAUCAUCAGCCUGAAAUUAAGAACCAGUAAUGGAGAACCCGAAAAAAGCCCAUAAAGCCCAUGUUCUGGUGGUUCCAUACCCGAGUCAAGGCCACAUUAACCCGAUGCUUCAAUUCUCGAAACGCUUAGCUAAGAAAUCCAUAAAAGCAACCUUAGCACCAACAAUAUGUUUUUCCAAAUUCAUGCAAACUACAGAAAUCUCUACUGGAUAUAACACAUCGAUCCAAAUCCGACCCAUAUCCGACGGAUAUGACGAGGGUGGGUACCUCUCGGCUGAGUCCAUACCCGCUUACUUGGAUAGUUUUCGGACCCAGGGUCCGAAAACCCUGAUCCAACUGAUAGACAAACUAAAAGAGGAAGGUGACCCGAUUAAGGCAAUUAUAUAUGAUGGGUUAUUGCCUUGGGUUUUGGAUGUGGCCAAGAAAUCUAGGCUUCUUUCAGUGUUGUUUUUCACUGAGACUUGUUCAGUGAAUAGUAUAUAUUAUCAUGUCCAACGUGGGUUGAUUAAGCUCCCAAUUAUGGGUUCUGGGUCAGGUCUAGUUUCGGUUCCUGGAGCCGCAGAGCUCCAAGUGUGGGAGGCCCCGUCGCUGGUACAGGAUUAUGAUUCGUAUACGGUUUGGUUUGAUGGGGUGUUGGAGCAGUUCUCUGUUAUUGAUCAAGUUGAUUGGGUGUUGUGCAAUAUUUUCUAUGAUAUGGAGAAAGAGGUAGUCGAUUGGAUGUCCAAAAUGUGGAAAGUGGGAACUAUAGGACCAACAAUUCCAUCAUACUACCUUGACAAAAGACUAGAAGAAGACAAUGACUAUAGCUUCACUCGAUUCAAGCCAAAAGUAGACUCAUGCAUAAAAUGGCUAGACACUAAACCAAAAGGCUCCAUCAUCUAUGCAUCUUUUGGAAGUUUGGCAAAGUUAUCCCCUCAACAAUUUGAAGAACUUGCAUGGGGUUUAAAAAAUUGUGGCUAUAAUUUCCUAUGGGUUGUAAGAGAAUUGGAGCAACCCAAACUACCAAAAGGGUACAUAGACGAGAUUUCGGGCUUGGGCCUAGUUGUGAGUUGGACCUCUCAAUUAGAGGUCUUGGCCCAUGAUGCAACAGGAUGUUUCGUGACACAUUGUGGGUUUAAUUCGGUUCUUGAAGCAUUGUGUCUUGGUGUGCCAAUAGUGGGUGUUCCACAUUGGGGUGAUCAAGGGACUAAUGCUAAGUUUGUGGAGGAUGUUUGGGGGAUUGGUGUUAGAGUUAAGAAGGAUGAGAUGGGGAUUGUGAAAAGAGAGGAAUUGGUGAAGUGUGUAAGAGAGGUUAUGGAAGGUGAGAAAAAGAAUGAAAUUUGCAAGAAUUUGGCUAAGUAUAAAAAAUUGGCUAGAGAGGCAAUAGAUGAAGGUGGGAGUUCUAAUAAGAUUAUUGAUGAGUUUGUGGAAUAUUUGAUUAGGGAGUAGUUGUUUGUAAUUGAUACUCCUAUUUUCUUUAUGGUUGAUUGUAUGAUGUUAUUGCAACUUCAUUCAAUCUUUGACAAAUACUUCUACUUCUUUAGUUUUUGCUAUAUUUUCCUUUUUAAUUUAUCACAUGAGUUUUACUAAAUUUUUUUUCAAUUAUAACUCACUUUUUUU
Messenger RNA from Amaranthus tricolor (Joseph's coat), 1629 nucleotides. Its product is annotated as UDP-glycosyltransferase 74G1-like. The record is from RefSeq and is a predicted model, not a curated record. NCBI's taxonomy places the organism in Eukaryota, Viridiplantae, Streptophyta, Magnoliopsida, Caryophyllales, Amaranthaceae. The coding region runs from base 61 to 1458 and encodes 465 amino acids. The transcript has 2 exons. Gene Ontology annotation, molecular function: UDP-glycosyltransferase activity.